AUGGCCGGAAGGAAAAGAAAGAAAUUUAAAUUAUUAGCUGAAACAAUCAAAGACGAUACAAGAGCUUCAACUGGACAGCCAAAUGAGCAAGGGACACAUUCUGAGCUUCCAACAGAGAUUUUGGAACUGAUUAUUUCUCAGUUAACAUUUAGAGAUAAUAUCCGUGCUUCUGCUGUUUGUAGACUAUGGCACUCUGUUGCUACUUCUGUCAGAAAGCUACGUGGCUCUAGGCUUUGUUACGCUAAGGAUGGCUGGUUGCUGCUGUAUAAGCCCGGAACUCAGUGCAUGUUCUUCUAUUGUCCUUAUACACAAGAAAAGAUCAAAUUACCUAGACGAGAAUUUGGAUACCAAAUUGUCGCUUUUUCUGCCGCUCCAACAUCUCCUAGCUGUAUUCUCUUUACGGUAAAGCAUGUGAGCCCAACUCUUGUUGCCAUUAGCACUUGUCAUCCUGGAGCAAAUGAAUGGACUACUGUUAAUUACCCAAACCGUCUGCCAUUUGUCAGCAGCAUUUGGAACAAACUGGUUUUCUGCAAUGGUCUAUUUUAUUGUUUGAGUCUUACUGGUUGGUUGGGGGUUUAUAACCCUAAUGAAAGUACUUGGGAUGUUCUUUCUGUUCAUCCACCCAGAUGCCCUGAGAGUUUUUUCGUUAAAAAUUGGUGGAAAGGAAAAUUUAUGGCCGAGCAUAACGGGGAUAUUUUUGUUAUAUACACUUGUUCUGCUUUAAUCCCAGUGUUCGAUAUUAUGGCAAACGCUGUGUAUCUUACUCUCUUGACAGUGGUAGAUAUCAUCCCCGAAAUCAGUGCUAUGAUUGGGGAGAACAAGAUCCAUACGAGAGCAUAUGGAUUGACGCCCCGGAAGAUCUAUCAACCUUUCUUUAAAAGAUACAGAAAUCGUUUCAGGGGGCACUUAGUCAGCUGCGGCAGCCCGACAGCAUCUUGA
This is a messenger RNA of Fraxinus pennsylvanica, 939 nucleotides long. The record is from the annotation of a GenBank genome assembly. NCBI's taxonomy places the organism in Eukaryota, Viridiplantae, Streptophyta, Magnoliopsida, Lamiales, Oleaceae.